AUUUAUUUCAAUAUUAAUAGAUAAAUAUAUAUUAUAAAAAAAUUAAACUUAUAAAUAAUAAUUUAUUAAAUAAAGGUUUUAAAAACUUUUUAUUUUCAAAGCAAACAAGAAGAAACUUAACAAAAGAAAAAAAUAUUUUUAAUAGUAAUAAUAAUUCACAAAAAUUAAAUUUUACAACAAUUAUAAAUAAAAAAAUAAAAAAUAAUUUUUCAAAUUUACAAAAUAAUCUUCUAAUGUUAAACUAUUUUAAAACAUUUUCAAUUUGGAGAACUGCCCCAACCCAAAUUGAUAUAGAAAAUGCAGAAAAAAAAAUUUUUUCGAAUUUAAAAACAGAAUAUGAACAAAAAUUUAUUGAUAUUGGUAAUGGACAAGUAAUAAAUACUAUUAAAAUAGGGGAUAAAGGCGAACCAAUAGUUUUAGUACAUGGAUUUGGUGCUGGAAUAGGUCUAUGGUGUUGUAAUUUAGAUUUUCUAAGUAAAUACUAUACAGUAUAUGCCAUUGACCUUAUUGGAUUUGGACGUAGUUCAAGACCUGAUCCAGAACAAAUUAAAACACUUGACGAAGCUGAAAAUACAUGGACAGAGUCUAUAAAUGAAUGGUCUAAAAAAGUUGGAUUGGAUAAAUUUCAUUUAGUUGGUCAUUCUUUAGGUGGUUAUGUCAGUGCAUGUUAUGCAUUAAAAUACCCAAACAAAGUAAAUACACUUUUAUUAUGUGACCCAUGGGGAUUACCAGCCAGACCAAUAGAUUUCGAAGAAAAUUUAACAAUGCCAAAACGUUUAAUUUCAAAAUAUCUAUCAAUUGAUGCAUCUUUAUCCAUUGUUAGAAAAAUGGGUCCAAAAUUAGUAAGCAAAUUUAGAAGAGAUCUUUUAAUGAAAUUUCAACAUGUUUUCCCAAUUGAACCAACAGAUAAUACUGAAAAUAUUAUUUCCGAUUAUAUUUAUCACUCAAAUUCAUUAGAGCCUGCCAGUGGAGAACAUUUAUUCCGUAUGGUAAGUUUGCCAUUUGGUUAUGCUUCUUCUCCACUUUUCGAACGUAUGAAGCAAAUCGACUCAAAUGUAAACAUUUCAUUUAUUUAUGGUGAACACUCUUGGAUCGAUCCUACACCUGGUUUCCUUCUUCAAAAAGAAAUGAAAAAUAUAAAAAACAUUCACAUGUUAAGUAGAAGUGGCCAUCAUGUUUAUAUUGAUAACUUGGAUGAAUUCCAUAAUUCAAUUUUAAAUUCAAUACCAAUCUCUAAUGACUUAAAAGAUUUAUUUAAUAAUAAUAAUAAUAAUAAUAAUAUUUUAUUUUCAAAUACAGUAAAUAAUACAAUUUCAAAUUUAAAUUUAAAUACAACAACAAAAUCAAAUGAAACUAUUAUUACACAAUCUGCUUCCACCUAACUUUAAAUAAAAAUUGUAAACUAUUAAAAU
Messenger RNA from Dictyostelium purpureum, 1412 nucleotides. RefSeq lists its product as uncharacterized. The record is from RefSeq and is a predicted model, not a curated record. The transcript has 3 exons. Lineage: Eukaryota; Evosea; Eumycetozoa; Dictyosteliales; Dictyosteliaceae. Bases 234 to 1382 code for a protein of 382 amino acids.